Centruroides sculpturatus (bark scorpion) is the source of this 5129-nucleotide messenger RNA. RefSeq names its product striatin-3-like. The record is from RefSeq and is a predicted model, not a curated record. Gene Ontology annotation, molecular function: protein binding. The transcript is spliced from 25 exons. Lineage: Eukaryota; Metazoa; Arthropoda; Arachnida; Scorpiones; Buthidae. Bases 66 to 3218 code for a protein of 1050 amino acids.
ACUGACGUCACUCCCAGGGUUCCAUUAAAGGGGGGGAAUUGUGUUUGGUUAAUGGCGACGAUGCAAUGAUGAUGGAAGACAAUCCAACAUCACAAAAUCACGCGGAACAACUCGGUGCUCCGUCUCCGCCGACGAAUAGUAUUAACGUUAGUGGUAAACAAAAUCAAGACGAUCAAAGACCGCAUUAUUCUAUACCCGGAAUACUCCAUUUCAUUCAGCACGAAUGGACGAGAUUCGAAAUGGAAAGAGCUCAAUGGGAAGUGGAGAGAGCGGAAUUACAGGCACGGAUAGCUUUUCUGCAAGGAGAGAGAAAGGGUCAAGAAAAUUUAAAACAUGAUCUCAUUAGAAGGAUAAAAAUGUUGGAGUAUGCUCUCAAACAAGAAAGAGCGAAAUUACAUAAGUUCAAAUACGGUACUGAUCCCAGUCCAGCAGAUUUAAAAGUUCCAAUAUUUGAUGAUAUGGGAAAAGAUGAGCAGUGUGAUGGAGAAUUAUUGAUAGCAAAUAAUAGUAAUGUUUCGUGGCAAAAAGGCAGACAAUUACUUAGACAAUAUUUACAGGAAAUAGGCUAUACCGACACAAUUAUAGACGUUAGGUCAUCUCGAGUUCGGACAUUAUUAGGAUUAUCACCAAAUAACAUGGAUUCUAAUGAGAAACAGACCACAUUUUCUACUAUGAAUGAUCAUAUAAAUAAAGGAGUAAACGACACUCAAAUAAGGAGAAUCCCUGCUAAGAAAUUUCCUAAUUCCAUCACUGAAAAUGCACUUUUGGAUGCCGAAGCAUCAGUUCUAGCAACAUUUGAUUUCUUAGCUUCUGAAAAUGCAGAUAUGGAUGAUGAUGAAGAUGGUUUCAGUGAUGAAAUUGACGAAUGUAAUAUGGCAGAUGAAGACGAACAUUUAGAAAAAAGAAUGAAAUCAAAAUCUCAGGGUAUUGGCAAUGAUACUGUCGCAACUAGAGUUGAUGAAGUGAUGAGGGAUGCCGAAACAGAAGAGGUACUUUCGGAAUUUGAUUUUUUGGGACCUGAUGCUGCUGAAGGUGCCGGAGAAGCCAGAAGUCAAGGGGACGGAUCGGAUUGGGAGAAAUCAGACGGUUGUUCUGAAGAGGAAUGGGGCAGUAAUCCUCAGAUCAUUAACAAGCUGGUGGAAGAAUACAGGAAAGAAAAGAAAAAUAGAAAGGGCGCAUCUCAGAGUAAGUUAGUCGCCUUUUUGGAGGAAAAUGGAAAAAUUGAACUGAUUAAAGGAUGUAAUGAAUUUAAAUAUUUAGGAACAAAAAUUACUAAUGAUGGUGGGAUGGAAAUUGAAAUUAGGGACAGAAUUAUGAAAGGAAGAUCUAUGAUAAGAAUAAUCCCUGCUAAGAAAUUUCCUAAUUCCAUCACUGAAAAUGCACUUUUGGAUGCCGAAGCAUCAGUUCUAGCAACAUUUGAUUUCUUAGCUUCUGAAAAUGCAGAUAUGGAUGAUGAUGAAGAUGGUUUCAGUGAUGAAAUUGACGAAUGUAAUAUGGCAGAUGAAGACGAACAUUUAGAAAAAAGAAUGAAAUCAAAAUCUCAGGGUAUUGGCAAUGAUACUGUCGCAACUAGAGUUGAUGAAGUGAUGAGGGAUGCCGAAACAGAAGAGGUACUUUCGGAAUUUGAUUUUUUGGGACCUGAUGCUGCUGAAGGUGCCGGAGAAGCCAGAAGUCAAGGGGACGGAUCGGAUUGGGAGAAAUCAGACGGUUGUUCUGAAGAGGAAUGGGGCAGUAAUCCUCAGAUCAUUAACAAGCUGGUGGAAGAAUACAGGAAAGAAAAGAAAAAUAGAAAGGGCGCAUCUCAGAGACCCAAACGGGUCAUAUUCAGAUCCUUGCAUGCCAGUAAUUCUGUCGGCGACGACAGAGACAUCCAACAUCUGUCCGAUUCAAAGACACCGUCAAAAGAAGCUCUGUGUUUGUUUCCUUCUGUAACGAAUCCAAGCAAUGAUAGUAACGUGAACGAUGACGAGGGACCUAAUCUCGAUUGUAUUUUGGAUCUUAUUGGAUCUCGGACGGGCUUUCGGCCCGAGGCGGAAGAAAAUGGUGUUCAGAGCGGGCCACUUCUAUUUCCUCCCGGUUCGCGUCACCCUUUACUAGGAGGAACCGGAAAUAAUGAAGAUUCAUUGGAGGCUCCUUUAGGAUUAGGCGAAUUAGCAGGACUAACAGUUAACAAUGAAGCCGACUCAACAUAUGAUAUUUCAUCAGCAAAGGAGGCAUUUAGGAAAACAUGGAAUGCAAAGUAUACAUUGAGAAGCCAUUUUGAUGGUGUUCGUUCUUUGGCCUUCCAUCCUGUGGAACCAGUAUUAAUCACUGCCUCUGAAGAUCAUACACUCAAAUUAUGGAAUUUACAGAAAACUGUUCCUGCCAAAAAAACUGCAUCUUUAGAUGUAGAACCAGUAUAUACAUUCAGAGGUCAUGUAGGGCCUGUUCUAUGCCUUGUGUUAGGUGUGAUGGGUGAGCAAUGUUUCAGUGGUGGUCUAGAUCAAACUAUUAGAUGUUGGAAUGUGCCAAGCUCAAACAGUGAUCCAUAUGAUUUAUUUGAUCCGGGAGUACUAACGGCAACAUUACAGGGUCAUACGGAUGCCGUCUGGGGUUUAUCAAUACAUAGUUCUAAGUUGCAGCUACUCUCCUGUUCUGCUGACGGCACAGUUCGGUUGUGGUCACCUCACAGUAAAGUACCCCUUUUACACACAUAUGGAUCCGAUAAAGAUGAUGGAACACCAACUUCUGUAGAUUUUAUCCACUGUGAUCCAUUGCAAAUGGUAACUGCGUACAAUUCUUCAAAUGCAGUCAUCUUCGAUUUAGAAACUGGCAAGCCAGUAGUACGCCUGGAGAGUAAUCAAAAUCCUGAAAUCAGUCAACAAAAUAAACAAAUUAAUAGGAUUAUUAGUCAUCCGACUCUACCUGUUACAGUUACGGCUCACGAAGACAGACACAUCCGUUUCUUUGAUAACAAUACCGGUCAAAUGGUUCACUCCAUGGUUGCACAUCUAGAUGCUGUUACUAGUUUAGCAAUUGAUCCAAAUGGUCUCUAUGUAUUAUCAGGAAGUCAUGAUUGCUCUAUCCGUCUUUGGAAUAUGGACAAUAAAACGUGUGUACAGGAGAUAACAUCCCACAGGAAAAAGUUUGACGAAGCCAUUUUCGACGUGGCAUUCCACCCUUCGAAGCCAUUCAUUGCCAGUGCAGGAGCCGACGCUUUAGCCAAAGUGUUUGUGUGAAUUUUCCGGAAACAAAAAAAAUCUAUAUAUAGUCAGUGUCACUCAAAAUAUGAGUUCCCAGUCAACAUCCCAAGGACUUUCAAAUGCACCCCAAAUUUAUUUAUUAACUAUAGUUAUGUGAAAUUGGGGUAUGUGUUUUGCAAAUGUCAGCAAAAAAAUAAAUAAAUAAAAUGGUUUUUAUUAGUCACUUCCCCUUAGGGCACAGAAAAAAAAAUCUACGAAACGUACAGAUUUUGGUUGAGCAAUUUAGCCGUUUAAUUUUCUGUGUUGUGUGAUGUUUAGAUAGAACAUGCAGGCAUGUGUUUUUUUUUUUUUUUUCUCCCCCUUCCUCUCCUUUUUCUAUCUGCAGCUUUCGAAACGUGAACGAAUUGCCGAAUCUGGUGCAUUUAGCUAUGUUAUGGGAUAACCAGUUUGAAAGUAUAUCGAAGAAUUAGCUGCCCACAACAUGACUUGGAGGGUUUGUUCAUCAUUCAUGAUUACAAAUUUUAUUUAGAAACAUGUUAGAAGUUAUUAUCAAAGUCAAACUGGUCAAUAAAUUCACAUAAAAAAAAAACUAUUUAACAAUCUUACUGCUAAAAUCUUUAAAAAAAAUUACACAAAAAAAAUCUAAUUUUAAAAUAUUAUAUAUUUUUAUGCCAAACUAGGUUUGGUUUGUAAUUUUUUUACCGAAUUCUUCAUAUUGAUGAUUUGAUAUUAUGUUUUUACUCACGAUGAGUUGUGAAAAUGUUUGUCGUACAAAUACUUUGUAGCAUUCUACGUAAGCAAUGCUAACUCAGUUUAGUUUUUAAGCCAAGCGACCAGUGACCAAUCAGUGAUACUUUGCCGAUAAAUUAUUCAACCCCCUUUUCCCCUAUUUUUUAGUGCCACAGUCGACAAGAAACGACGCAUUUCGUUUAAAGGCAAAUAUCCUGUAUAUAUUUAAAAAAAGUUGAAAAUCUUAGGCAUAUCCUUAGACUCGGAACAGCAUGAUUAGAUUAAAACCUACAGGAUAUAGUCGUAUAUUUCAUUAAGUAUAGAAACACGCAAUCCCGAAGCAUCGUUAAUUUUUUAUAUAUAUAUAUAAAUAUAUAUUUAGUUGUUUCCUGUAGGAUAACUGUGUUGUACAGUGUACAGAUUUUACCUCUUAACAUAUUCUGCCAUUAAUACCGAGAGAUCCCUCAUGUAUAAUUGGUGAAUGGAGUUCCUGGCGCAGGAUAGGUGAAUUCUGUUUAUCAGGCAGAAUUAGUUAUUUAUAAUUACCAUCUCCCAAUAGACCGGAUUUAAAAAAAAUUCUCUUUUUUUUCCCCCCCUCAACCUCGAUACUAACCGAUUAAAAAGCGGCAGUCAUUCAUCAUCAUGCGGCACCGCACAGUGGUCUGUGGUCUCUAUUUUUCUCUCUCUCUCUCUCUCUAGCCCGUCGAGAACACGAAGGAAUGCACGCUGUCGGCUUGGCUAAUGUGCUUCCUUUUAUAAUAAAAUAUUUCCAAGGGAACAGUAAUAUAUUGUUUUUUAAGUUUAUUCAUUUUUUAAAAAAAAUACAAAACAAAAAAUAAUGAUCAAACAUUCAUAAUUGAUUAAAUAAAAAAAAAUUAUAUUAAUAUUUGAAUGCCAUUUUUGUUGGCUUUGAACUAUAUAAAAAUAUAAAAAUAAAAAAAAAAGAAGUUAAAAUAUGCAACAGUUGAAAAAUUCCUACUUUUAUGAAUAAAUAUAGACAAAAAAAAUCACGAUAUCUGUCAGUUUUGAUUAUGGCCACCAUUUUUAUCGUGGCGGUCGUAUUUGGUAAAUAUUGCUGUUAAAACAAAAGAAAUAUAUCUGUUUUUAUGAUUGGAAUAUUUGCAAAUUAUGUUUGUAUCUGAAUCAGUUGUGUUUGAUAAAUAUCACCCCCUCAGCUCUGGACUACUAUAUUGUUCCAUUAAAGUCUCAUCUUUUUUA